AUUCUCUCCAUUUUCUUCAUCUAAGUCAUUCCCAGUUCUUACGUUAUACACAAACACACGAACCCACAAGACAUGAAGUCCCUGAAGAUAUUCUUUGUGCUGGCCAUUCUCAUGGCUUCGGCCAUAUUUACUCUAAUUUCCGCCACGCCAUCUGAAGAAGAAUUGUUCCUCAUGGCUGAAACCCAAGAGAAAGAAGCAACUUCUCUCCGAGGGACAAGCCGCUUCCUUGCUCAGAAGGACUCCCGGGCCGUCAAGACAUGUGACAAGUACCCAUUGGUUUGUGAUGCCAAGGGCAGCGCGGGGCCACAUUGCUGCCAGAAGAAAUGCGUUAAUUUGACGACAGACAGGCUCAACUGUGGGAAGUGUGGGAAGAAAUGUGGCUACUCAAAGAUUUGCUGCCAAGGUAAGUGUGUGAGCCCCAUGUCCAACGAAAAGCAUUGUGGAAGCUGCGGCAACAAUUGCAAGAAAGGGAGCUUCUGUGUGUAUGGGAUGUGCAGCUAUGCGUAAAGAGACACCAACCCCAAAUCAAGCAAUCAGGAUCGAUUCAUUGUGCAGCUAUCUAAAGGCGAACCAUCAGUACUAUAUAUUUGAUGGGCUUAACUUGGCCGUUAUUUAUUUUUCUUUUCGUUGGUUUAUGUACUUGGCUAUUUAUUCAUUAGAUAUCCUUAAUUGGUUUGGUGUAAAUUUUAAGGUUUUUAUAUAAAAUUUAUGUAAGUUUAUUCAUUAAUCUUUGAUGAAGCCAGAAUCUGUA
Molecule: messenger RNA, 751 nt
Organism: Alnus glutinosa
Lineage: Eukaryota; Viridiplantae; Streptophyta; Magnoliopsida; Fagales; Betulaceae
Product: stigma-specific STIG1-like protein 3
Exons: 1
Coding region: 73-507 (144 amino acids)
Source: RefSeq, a predicted model, not a curated record